UUGAGCGAAUCAGCAUCAUGGUGAUCCUGCUCAACUGUGUGACCCUAGGCAUGUACCAGCCCUGUGAGAACAUCGACUGCACCUCCGACCGAUGCCAGAUACUGCAGGCGUUUGAUGCCUUCAUUUACUUCUUCUUUGCACUGGAGAUGGUGGUGAAGAUGGUGGCACUGGGGAUCUUUGGCCGUCGCUGCUACCUUGGCGAUACCUGGAACCGACUGGACUUUUUCAUCGUCAUGGCAGGGAUGGUUGAAUACUCCCUAGAUCUCCAGAACAUCAACUUCUCUGCCAUCAGGACGGUGCGAGUCUUGAGACCACUCAAAGCCAUCAACCGAGUUCCCAGCAUGCGUAUCCUGGUGAACCUGCUGCUGGACACGCUGCCCAUGCUGGGGAACGUGCUUCUGCUCUGCUUCUUCGUCUUCUUCAUCUUCGGCAUCAUCGGCGUGCAGCUCUGGGCUGGACUGUUGCGCAACCGCUGCUACCCAGAAGAGAACUUCACGCUCACCUCAGGGAUCACGCUCCCGGCACCAUACUAUCAGCCCGAGGAGGACGACGAGCGGCCCUUCAUCUGCUCAUUGGGGCAGGACAAUGGCAUCGUGACGUGCCGGGACGUGCCGACGCGGCGGGAGGGCGGUCGCGAGUGCUGCCUGGACAAGGAUGACGUCCUGCACCGGCAGGCGCUGGGCCUCGGACCGGAGCCGCUCAACAGCAGCGCCAGCAUGGGCCUGUGUGUCAACUGGAACCAGUACUACACGCGCUGUUACACGGGCUACAGCAACCCACACAAGGGCGCCAUCAACUUCGACAACAUCGGCUAUGCAUGGAUUGUCAUCUUCCAGGUGAUCACUCUGGAGGGCUGGGUGGAGAUCAUGUACUACGUCAUGGAUGCCCACUCCUUCUACAACUUCAUCUACUUCAUCUUCCUUAUCAUCAUCGGCUCUUUCUUCAUGAUCAACCUGUGCCUGGUGGUCAUCGCCACGCAGUUCUCUGAGACCAAGCAGCGGGAGCACCAGCUGAUGCAGGAGCAGCGCGCCCAGUGCCUCUCCUCCAGCACGCUGGCCUCGCUCCGAGAGCCGGGCGACUGCUACGAGGAGCUCUUCCAGCUGGUGUGCCACAUGCUGCGCAAGGCCCGCCGGCGCUCCGCCGCCCUCUACUACACGCUCCGCGGCCGACCGCCGCCGCCACCCACCGGCGGGGGAGAGGGCAGGGCGGGCAGGGGUGGCGGCGGCGGAUGUGGAGGAGGUGGUGGAGGGGCCAGCGCUAAUGGAGGGGAGCGGCACCACGGGCAUUCAGGGCAUGUGUCCCACUGUCUACACCAGAGCAGGCUGGAGCACAGCUCCCAGGCUCUGGACAAUGCCAUCUCUCUCUCCGUCACCUCCAAUCCUGAAGACUGCCCCCAGUGUUCCGCCGCGCUGUCACUCAGGGAAGGGGGCGGGGCCAUGGGAGAUUCGGCCAAUGGGGACGAGGACGAGGAGGGGACUCUGGAGGAGACUGACAGGGAGGAGACCCACCUGGACGAUAGGAAGGAGUGUGACGCGGAGCGUAAAGGGCGGGAGAAGAGGAGGUCCUGCCUGGGCUUCUGCAAGGAUGUGUGGGACGAGAUGCGGGUCAAGCUGCGGAGUAUAGUGGAGAGCAAGUACUUCAGCAGAGGGAUCAUGAUCGCCAUCCUCAUCAAUACAAUAAGCAUGGGCAUUGAGCACCACAAUCAGCCUGACGAGCUGACCAAUGUCUUGGAGAUCUGCAAUAUUGUCUUCACCAGCAUGUUCACCUUGGAGAUGAUUCUGAAGCUGACCGCCUUCGGGUUCUUUGAAUACCUGCGUAACCCUUACAACAUCUUUGAUGGCAUCAUUGUCAUAAUCAGUGUGUGUGAGAUCAUAGGCCAGGCCGACGGGGGUUUGUCUGUGCUGCGGACCUUCAGGCUUCUGCGUGUGAUUAAGCUGGUGCGCUUCAUGCCUGCCCUGCGUAGGCAGCUGGUGGUGCUCAUGAAGACCAUGGACAAUGUGGCCACAUUCUGCAUGCUUCUCAUGCUCUUCAUCUUCAUCUUCAGCAUCCUGGGUAUGCACAUCUUCGGCUGUAAGUUCAGUCUGAAAACAGAAGCAGGGGACACGGUUCCAGACAGGAAGAAUUUUGACUCCCUGCUCUGGGCCAUUGUGACCGUGUUUCAGAUCCUGACCCAGGAGGACUGGAACAUGGUGCUGUAUAACGGCAUGGCCGCCACCUCUCCCCUGGCCGCCCUCUACUUCGUGGCCCUCAUGACCUUCGGGAACUACGUGCUCUUCAACCUGCUGGUGGCCAUCCUGGUGGAGGGCUUUCAGGCGGAGGGAGAUGCCAAUCGCUCGUACUCCGAGGACGACGACCGAUCCUCGUGCAAUUUCGAGGAGAGCGACAAGCUGAAGGAUCCCCUCCAGCUGUCAGAUCCAAAAAUCUGCACCCUCACCCCCAAUGGCCACCUGGACCUGGCACCGUCCCCGAACCCCUUGGGGCUGUAUCCGGCCGAGCGGCUCACCUUCGCCCUGGGCUCCAGGAAGAACAGCGUCAGCUCGCUGGGUCGAGCCAACCUAGAGCAAAGGGCACUGGUGUGUCCAGGACGUGGCUCUCUGUACCACAACUGGGGCCGGCCUAUACCACAAGCGGUGUGGAACCGGCGCUCCAGCUGGAACAGCCUGGGCCGGCCCACCCAGGGGCUGGGGGUGGGGGUGGGCUUGGGUGGUGGUUGUGGUGGCGGAGGGGGCAGCCUUCGGCUCCGCGGCCCGCCUCAGUCUUUCCUGGCCGAGCAGGAGUCCCUGCUGUCGCCCCCGCCCCUCCACCUCCCUCCGCACCUCCUCUCGCGCCACCUCUACCCCCGCCGAGAGCGCCGCGCCUACUCUCUGGAGCUGCCGGAACUGCUGCAGGUGCCCCUAGGGGGGCCACCCCUAGCCCUGCCCCUGCCCCUACCCCUGCCCCUACCCCUGCCCCCGCUCCACGCUCACAUUCCCCGCAAGAAGAGCUUCUCUGAGGGGCCGGUGAGCGUGGGCAGCGAGCACCAGGACUGCAACGGAAAGACGACGCUGUCGGCCCAGCAGCGGCUCCUCGCUGAGGUCUACCCCCAGGUCAACCCGCGCAAAGACAGGGAGGACCUCGACGACGAGCUGGACUACAGUCUGUGUUUCCGGAUCCAGAAGAUGGUCGAGGUAUACCGGCCCGAGUGGUGCGAAGCUAGGGAGGACUGGUCCAUCUACCUCUUCUCCCCCAGGAACAGGGUCAUGCUUAGACAAUUAAUGAUUCCUUUCCUUUUCCCCCCAUCCUCCCGGUUUCCUUCUCUCCACAGGUUCAGGAUGAUGUGUCAGUCCAUCAUAGCACACAAGCUGUUUGACUACAUAGUGCUGGCCUUCAUCUUCUCCAACUGUAUCACUGUGGCUCUGGAGAGGCCUAAGAUCCUGCAGGGCAGUCUGGAGCGGUGGUUCCUCACCAUAUCUAAUUACAUCUUCACCGCCAUCUUCGUGGGGGAGAUGACACUCAAGGUGGUGUCAAUGGGGAUGUAUGUGGGUGAGCAGGCUUACCUCCGUAGCAGCUGGAACGUUCUGGAUGGAUUCUUGGUCUUCGUGUCGCUCAUCGACAUUGUGGUCUCUAUGGCGGGCGGGGCCAAGAUUCUGGGUGUGCUGCGGGUACUCCGGCUCCUGCGGACCCUGCGCCCCCUCAGGGUUAUCAGCCGAGCGCCAGGCCUGAAGCUGGUGGUUGAGACGCUGAUCACCUCUCUAAAGCCGAUUGGAAACAUUGUUCUGAUCUGCUGUGCUUUUUUCAUCAUCUUUGGGAUCCUAGGAGUCCAGCUUUUCAAAGGGAAGUUUUUUUACUGCCUGGGUCCAGAUGUCAAAAACAUCACCAACAAGUCUGACUGUCUCUUGGCCAAUUACAAGUGGGCCCAUCACAAGUACAACUUUGACAACCUCGGGCAGGCUCUGAUGUCACUGUUUGUCCUGGCCUCCAAGGACGGCUGGGUCAACAUCAUGUACCAUGGCCUGGAUGCUGUGGCCGUGGACCAGCAGCCCGUCACCAACAACAACCCGUGGAUGCUGCUCUACUUCAUCUCCUUCCUGCUGAUCGUCAGCUUCUUCGUGCUCAACAUGUUCGUGGGCGUGGUGGUGGAGAACUUCCACAAGUGCCGGCAGAACCAGGAGGUGGAGGAGGCCAAGCGCCGGGAGGAGAAGAGGCUCCGCCGCAUGGAGAAGAAGAGACGCAAGGCUCAGAAGCUGCCCUACCACGCCAGUUACAGCCACGUCCGACAAAUCAUACACAACUUCUGCACCAGCCACUACCUGGACCUCUCCGUCACCUUCAUCAUCUGUGUCAACGUGGUCACCAUGUCGCUGGAACAUUACAGCCAGCCUCACUCUCUGGAGAUAACACUGAAGUACUGCAAUUAUUUCUUCACCACAGCCUUUGUGCUGGAGGCUAUUCUGAAGCUCAUCGCCUUCGGAGUCCACCGCUUCUUCAAAGACAGGUUUAACCAGCUGGACCUGGGCAUCGUGUUGCUCUCGGUGAUGGGCAUCAUCCUGGAGGAGAUCGAGAUCAGCGCCGCCCUUCCCAUCAACCCCACCAUCAUCCGCAUCAUGAGGGUGCUACGCAUAGCGCGCGUGCUUAAGCUGUUGAAGAUGGCUACUGGGAUGAGAGCCCUUUUGGACACCGUGGUGCAAGCACUACCACAGGUGGGGAACUUAGGCCUCCUCUUCAUGCUGCUCUUCUUCAUCUAUGCCGCUCUGGGGGUGGAGCUCUUUGGAGAACUCGUCUGUAAUGAGGAGUAUCGCUGUGAGGGUAUGAGCCGUCAUGCCACCUUUGAGAAUUUUGGCAUGGCGUUCCUCACUCUCUUCCAGGUCUCUACUGGAGACAACUGGAACGGUAUCAUGAAGGACACACUGCGCGAGUGCCCCUCCGGCCCGGAGUACACGUGCAACCCCAGCCUCCAGUUCAUCUCACCCAUGUACUUUGUGAGCUUCGUGCUGACGGCACAGUUUGUGCUCAUCAACGUGGUGGUGGCCGUGCUCAUGAAGCACCUGGACGACUCCAACAAGGAGGCGCAGGAGGAGGCCGAGAUGGACGCCGAGAUCGAGCUGGAGCUGGCCCAGGGCACGCUCUGUUGCAUGGGCACCGGCGGGCCAGCUGGAGGAGGUGCAGGGGCUGGGUGCAGCAGGGGCCGGAUUGAACCGUGUGGAGGAAUACCAGGCCCCAGCACCGGCAUCCACCCCCAUUUAGCCAGCCCGCACUCCAGCCCCCACGAGCCCGGAGACUCACACCGGAUCUACUCACCUGCCCAGGAGAGCCUAUGGUUGGACAGUGUGUCCCUGCUGAUCAAAGACUCCUUCGAGGGCGAGAUGCUGAUGAUUGACAACCUCUCUGGGUCCGUCUUCCACCACUACUCCUCCCCUCCCGUCUGCAAAGACUGCAAGACUCACCCGCAAGAGGAAAUCCGAAUGGCUGAGCUGGAGCAGGCUUCCCUGAGGUCCGAGCCGCUCUCGGACAAGUCCUCGUCACCGGCGCUGCCCGAUAACCUCAGCUUGGAUGAGCAGAGCGUCUUUCAGCUGCUGAUCCAGCAGGACAGCAAGGAUGAGAAUGGCACCGAGGACACCCACCACUCUGAGGAAACAGAGGCCCAUGGGGAAGUUUGGGAUCCAGCAUCAGAGCCACAGCACUCCCAUGGCCCCUGCUCUCUGACGGGUUGGGAUCCAGCAUCAGAGCCACAGCACUCCCAUGGCCACUGCUCUCUGACGGGGGGAGGGGAGCCGAGGCCGGAGGAGGAGGAGGCCCAGAGGCAGAUGCAGCAGUCCAGCCACAUCCUGCCACAGCACAGCCCCGGUGGGGCUGAGAGCAGCAGUAGCAGCAUCCGAACAGGAGGACAUGGCUGUGAAAGCAGAGGUGCUGGGUGCGGAGGUUCCUCUCCCGGUCCCUUCCAGCUCCCUGCAGAGUUCUUCCACCCCACUUCGGCAGCCAUCCCGGCGCCCCCCAGGGCUCGGCUUGGCCACCGAUCCAAGCGGCUGAAGAUGACGUCUCCAGCCUCCUGGGCAUCACUGAGAUCUCCAGGAGCCAACAGCAGGAUGCUCUGCACCCAGUACCCAUCACACAGUGACUCCUCUCUGGCCACGGGGAGCUCAGACGGCAGUCUCCAGACCACCAUGGAGGAAGGCUUGAGCUUUAGCGUGUCACCCCCUCAGGAUCUAGAUCUUCCCCUGCCCUCCCAUUCCCCCUUGCGAGAAGAAGGCAGUCCACACCCCAGAGACAGCCUGACACCCCACAACACCACCUCUGUCACAUUCAGCCUCCAAGCCACCAGGGGUCACCAGAGAAGUCAGAGCAGCUGCGGUGGCAGCACCAGCCCUGGCUGCCACCGAGAGGAUUCCAUGGAUCCGUCCGACGAGGAUCUGGGCAUCGUGAUCGGCGGGUGCAGCAACAGCGAACAGUUGUCAGAGACGCUGAGUAGCCUCUCAUUAACCUCCCUCCUCUGCUCCAGCUCACUGCUGCCUCCGGUGGUGAAGAAGAGCAACAGCACUGGUAGCCUGGACCAGGGAAAUCUCUCCAGCAGAGGGAAGGAUGGUCGGCCCCAGGGUUACAUGAGCAACACUUGGUCAGACCAGAGAAUGGGCAGAGGAGAGGUGGAAGGUGGACAAUCAGAAAUGACAGAGCCAGAGGGGAAAAGUACAAGCCAAAUAACAGUAGUGGCCUCCAAGAAAAACAGAUGA
This is a messenger RNA of Clupea harengus (Atlantic herring), 6704 nucleotides long. Its product is annotated as voltage-dependent T-type calcium channel subunit alpha-1I. Gene Ontology annotation, cellular component: voltage-gated calcium channel complex; plasma membrane; neuron projection. Gene Ontology annotation, molecular function: voltage-gated sodium channel activity; low voltage-gated calcium channel activity. Lineage: Eukaryota; Metazoa; Chordata; Actinopteri; Clupeiformes; Clupeidae. The transcript is spliced from 36 exons. The record is from RefSeq and is a predicted model, not a curated record. Bases 18 to 6704 code for a protein of 2228 amino acids. Gene Ontology annotation, biological process: positive regulation of calcium ion-dependent exocytosis; membrane depolarization during action potential; calcium ion import.